Molecule: messenger RNA, 996 nt
Organism: Aspergillus clavatus NRRL 1
Lineage: Eukaryota; Fungi; Ascomycota; Eurotiomycetes; Eurotiales; Aspergillaceae
Gene: thiA
Product: thiamine thiazole synthase
Exons: 2
Coding region: 1-996 (331 amino acids)
Biological process (GO): thiamine biosynthetic process
Source: RefSeq, a predicted model, not a curated record
AUGUCUCCCCCAGCUGCCAUCUUCGAGCACACCGUGGCUCCCACUGCUGGUCUCAAGGGCAAGGUCGUGGUCCCCGAGACUGUUCCUGCUUCUGGAACCUCUCAGACUCACCUGUUGGACCACUUUGGCGGCAAGUGGGAUGACUUCAAGUUUGCUCCCAUCCGGGAGAGCCAGGUCUCCCGCGCCAUGACCCGCCGCUACUUCCAGGAUCUAGACAAGUAUGCUGAGAGUGACAUUGUCAUUGUCGGUGCCGGCUCCUGUGGUCUGAGCACUGCCUAUGUGCUGGCCAAAGCUCGUCCUGACCUGAAGAUUGCCAUCGUUGAGGCCUCCGUUUCUCCUGGUGGUGGUGCUUGGCUCGGUGGCCAGCUGUUUUCCGCCAUGAUCCUCCGCCGGCCCGCUGAGCUCUUCCUGAACGAGAUCGGCGUCCCGUACGAGGAAGAUGCCAACCCCAACUAUGUCGUGGUCAAGCACGCCUCCCUCUUCACCUCGACCCUGCUGUCUAAGGUGCUCUCCUUCCCCAAUGUCAAGCUCUUCAACGCCACUGCUGUUGAGGACCUGGUGACCCGCCCCUCGGCCAGCGGCGAUCCCAAGGAGACCCGUAUCGCCGGUGUGGUUGUCAACUGGACCCUCGUCACCCUCCACCACGACGACCACUCCUGCAUGGACCCCAACACCAUCAAUGCCCCCUUGAUCAUCAGCACCACCGGCCACGACGGCCCCUUCGGCGCCUUCUGUGCCAAGAGACUCGUCUCCAUGAACGCCGUCGACAAGCUCGGCGGCAUGCGCGGCCUUGACAUGAACUCCGCCGAGGAUGCUAUCGUCAAGAACACCCGCGAGGUCACCAAAGGUCUCAUCAUUGGCGGUAUGGAGCUGUCCGAGAUCGACGGCUUCAACCGUAUGGGCCCCACCUUCGGCGCCAUGGUGCUCAGCGGUGUCAAGGCCGCCGAGGAGGCUCUCCGUGUCUUUGACGAGCGCCAGCGCGAGUGUGCCGAGUAA